Molecule: messenger RNA, 988 nt
Organism: Populus nigra (black poplar)
Lineage: Eukaryota; Viridiplantae; Streptophyta; Magnoliopsida; Malpighiales; Salicaceae
Exons: 4
Coding region: 198-815 (205 amino acids)
Source: RefSeq, a predicted model, not a curated record
GAAAAACAACGAACGGUUUCAUGAAACGGCAAUAGACGGCAAACUUCGACACUUUCUCCUUUAUCUGCCUAAUUUAGCCUCCUUUGAUUUUAUAUAAUUCUUAGUUUCAAGGUUUCUUGAUUGAUAAGAUCAAAAUCAAAGAUAAAAAAGGUGUAAAGAAGAAGAAGAAGUGGUGAUUGAUAGAUAGAUAGAUAGAUAUGGCAACUGAAAGCAAACAAAGUGCGGUGAAAAUGAAGCCAAGAAGUAGUAAUUUUGAUGGUUCCAAGGGAAAGAUUGAAUCUUCAAUGAAAGUUAAGAGAAUUGAGAUCUCAAGCAAACAGAAACAACCUGUUGUUGAUUCAAUGAACAAAUCUGUCUCAGCUGUAACUACUAAAACUGAGGUAAAAUCAAAAUCACCAUCGAGUUCGUCAAGAACCACAACGACAACCACAACUACUAGAGUGAGGCAGAAGAAAGUAUUCUCCUUGCCUGGUCAGAGAUGUGAUCCUCCUGAAGAGAGAGAACCACUUAGGAUAUUCUACGAGUCAUUGUCUAAACAGAUUCCAACCAGUGAAAUGGCAGAAUUUUGGAUGAUGGAACAUGGCUUACUAUCCCCAGAGAGGGCCAAAAAGGUACAUGAGAGGAAACAAAGAAAGCAAAAAAUGCAACGUCUGGGAACUCCCAUUAAAUCUACCAAUCCAUCCACUAGUAGACCUAAGAGUUCUCAAAUGCAGCAACAGAUAUCAAAGAAUGGUGACCUUAAAGCCAAGAGGAAAAUCAGCAUUGACAGUGAUGAUGACGACUUCAUUUUAAGUCACAAAAGAAGUAAAGGGUAAGAAAUAAAUGUUCCGUUGGUAUGUGUAACAUGUUUCUAGAAACAUUUCAUUUAAAUCUGUUUUCUUUGAACUGCAUAGCGGCAAGUGUUCUAGACAACUUGACAACCGAUAAAUUGAGACAUUCUUGUAUUUUCUAACUUAUGGAAACAAUAAAUGUAGAUAUAUUUCCCUUA